GGGAGGAGGAGCCCAAGGCCCCGCCCCCGCGCAACCCUCUCCGGAGGGGUCACGUGCUGGGGGGGGGGCGGGCGGCAGGCGGUCACAUGACGGGGGCGCCGCUGGGCGGAGGGAGCCGGGACUCUGGGUUUCCGUGCGGGGCGCGUGCGGAGCGGCGGCGGGGCUGACCAUGAGUUUUCUUGGAGGUUUUUUCGGUCCCAUCUGCGAGAUUGAUGUUGUCCUUAGCGAUGGGGAGUCACGGAAGGUGGCGGAAAUGAAAACUGAAGAUGGCAAAGUAGAAAAGCAUCACCUCUUCUAUGAUGGCGAAUCUGUCUCGGGAAAGGUGAACCUAGCCUUUAAGCAACCUGGAAAGAGGCUAGAACACCAAGGAAUUAGAAUUGAAUUUGUAGGCCAAAUUGAACUCUUCAAUGACAAGAGUAAUACCCAUGAAUUUGUAAACCUAGUGAAAGAAUUGGCCUUACCUGGAGAAUUGACGCAAAGCAGAAGUUAUGACUUCGAAUUUAUGCAGGUUGAAAAGCCCUACGAAUCCUACAUUGGUGCCAAUGUCCGAUUGAGGUAUUUUCUUAAAGUGACAAUAGUAAGACGACUGUCAGACUUGGUAAAAGAGUAUGAUCUUAUCGUUCACCAGCUGGCCACCUAUCCCGACGUCAACAACUCCAUUAAGAUGGAGGUGGGCAUCGAAGACUGUUUGCACAUAGAGUUUGAAUAUAACAAAUCCAAGUAUCAUUUAAAGGAUGUGAUUGUUGGAAAAAUUUAUUUCUUAUUAGUGAGAAUAAAAAUUCAGCAUAUGGAAUUACAGCUGAUAAAGAAAGAGAUCACGGGAAUUGGCCCCAGCACUACGACAGAAACAGAGACCAUUGCCAAGUAUGAAAUCAUGGACGGGGCGCCAGUCAAAGGUGAAUCAAUUCCCAUAAGACUCUUUCUAGCGGGAUAUGACCCAACUCCAACGAUGAGAGAUGUGAACAAGAAAUUCUCAGUACGUUAUUUUUUGAACCUAGUCCUCGUGGAUGAGGAAGACAGACGGUACUUUAAGCAGCAGGAGAUCAUCUUAUGGAGAAAAGCUCCUGAGAAGCUGAGGAAGCCAAGGACGAACUUUCACCAGCGCUUUGAGCCUCCGGAGCCGCAGGCAUCUGCUGAGCAGCCGGAAAUGUGAAGGCAGAAGGAGAAAGGGGGUGGGGAAGGGGAGGCUCUCGGGCUCCAGUGGUCGAAGCCUUUGAAGGACAAGGCCUAAGGCCCCUCGCCUGGCCCCUCUCUCUGGCCACACUCACAUAUUUUGCGGCACUACUAACCAGUCUCAAAGAUGUACAUCCAGUUAAAAACAAAGUGCUUUCUCUGAAACACUGGAACUUUCUCAAGCUGCCGUCUCUCUCUUUUUUUUAACUUCAUACUUUGAUUUGAUCAUAUGCACUCAGAUAUGCAUAAGCUUAAACAUUAAAAAAUUCCAUUUGUGUAGGCUGGCAUUUUGUCAUGUUGUUUUCUUUCUCUAGGAUAUAGAUUAUAAAUCUUCCUGCCCCAUCUCCACAUCAUUGGUUCCCUCUCAUUCUCUGCAAAACAUGAGACUUGUGUGUUCAGAUGAGAGAGACUUUGAGUGGCCGUGAGGCUCUGUGGGCCGCCCAGCUUGGCAGCUGUCCUCUAUUCAGUUUUGUGGGUAUUUGAGGGAUUCAGGCCUUUCCAGUUCUAUGGCAUUCUACCUUGAGAACUCCCUUACAACCUUUCACAUUAAAGAACUCUGUAACAGGAGGGGGUGAUUGCCAUCUUAUUCCCAGAAUUUUUUUUUUUUUUUUUUGCCAUUAGUCCGUUUAAGUCUUGCAUUGGCACCACAGUAGUUUUUCUGCAGUGUGUUCUGUUUGUGUUUUAAAAUUUCUAAUUUUCAUAUAAGAUUUUUCCCCCAUAGAUACUUUAAGGAAUUUUAUUUUUAAGUUUAAGGGAAAAUUCGGCUAUGUGUAGAGAAAACACUAAUUCUUAAAUUCACAAACUUCUUGAUUGUUGGGGUGGGUGGACUUUGUAUCAUCUCCAGUCUGUAUCUGGUUAAACAUACUUAUGUUAAGCUGCAGCUUUGGCCAGUCAAAACUCAGAAUUUACAAGCUAACUAACCUCUCUCGGAAACACAUACAAUAUCUUUGUCUUAAUUUUGUUUAACAUUGAAUUGGUUCAGAGACUCUCUAAGGUUGUGCAGCUGUGAACUGGGUUUGGUUUUGGAUGCAUCCAUGAUGUAUCCACAUGGCAGAGGCUCCGGUCUUGUCUGAGCCACAGAAGCCACCUGCACUUAAGGUUCGUGAACCAACUGAGACUCUUGACAAACGUCAGUGCUGUAGCCUUGUCAGUGGACCGAACUCAGUCCCUGCUCCUGCUGUCUGAGAACUGCUUUCCUCUGGUGGCACUUUGGUCACCUCCUCGUCCUGCAGAAAAUGCUCUCUGGGGUCGUAUGCUCUGGGAACAUCUCUCUUCAGUGUGGACGUCUGGGGGUGGAAACAGAUGGAUUUUUUUUCCUCAUGUAAGUGCCUGUUCAGAAAUUAAAAAAAAAAAAUUUAAAAUGCCAAAUAUUUUCACGGUCACUUGCAUGUAGUAAUCUAGAAACUGUUUCAAAAGAUUUUGAAGACUGAUUGUAUUUAACCAGCCUCAAAUUGUGCAACCAUGUAUAAUAAAGAAUUUGAAACUGAUCCUGAGCUGCUAUUUGAAUGAUUAAAAAUAGCUGUAUUCUCAA
Molecule: messenger RNA, 2704 nt
Organism: Trichosurus vulpecula (common brushtail)
Lineage: Eukaryota; Metazoa; Chordata; Mammalia; Diprotodontia; Phalangeridae
Gene: VPS26A
Product: VPS26, retromer complex component A
Exons: 9
Coding region: 170-1153 (327 amino acids)
Biological process (GO): intracellular protein transport; retrograde transport, endosome to Golgi
Cellular component (GO): retromer complex; endosome
Source: RefSeq, a predicted model, not a curated record